This is a messenger RNA of Planococcus citri (citrus mealybug), 1494 nucleotides long. Its product is annotated as collagen alpha-2(I) chain-like. The record is from RefSeq and is a predicted model, not a curated record. Bases 168 to 851 code for a protein of 227 amino acids. The transcript is spliced from 5 exons. Gene Ontology annotation, molecular function: extracellular matrix structural constituent. Lineage: Eukaryota; Metazoa; Arthropoda; Insecta; Hemiptera; Pseudococcidae.
UUCGCAUUAUUUCCAGUUCUCAUUCGAUUGCUCGCAGACAGUAUAGGUACUCGUACAUUUGUACAGUUGUACGUUUUUGUAUGUAUUUUCACCAACACUUUUUUCAAAUUCUUUUUUUUUUAAUUGAAAUACCUAUAUUAUUAUGUAAAAAGCAAACCACCUGACUCAUGAUGUUUCUUUUCUUGACAUUAAUAAUUAUUACAAUACUCCAUGGAGCAUCGAGAAGUGAAAAACCACCAACCAUAUAUCACGCAAAAACAUGCCGAGAAAUGUUCGACGGUCCUUUCGGAAAGCAUCGAGACGGUUUCUAUUUGAUAAAUCCCAGCCAAGGCGAUCCAAAAAAUUCCAUCUAUGUUUAUUGUAUAUUUGAAACACGUGAAACAUGCUUACAUUUGAAAUCACCCACGAGUAAACUUUUGUUUGAUGCUUCUACGGUUAAAUCAGAUGUUUGGAUAGUAAAAAGCAAUCCCAGACGGUACCAGUUCACUUACGAAGUAGAUGCUAAUCAGCUAAGAAUUUUGCAACAAAUAUCCAAAUCAGCUUCACAAACUAUUAUUUAUCUUUGUAAGAAUACCAUCGUCUAUUACGACAGUAUCAACAAAAAUUUCGAUAAAAGUGUAAAACUACUGGGAUGGAAUAAUGACGAAAUCACUCCGCAAAACCUUUCAAAUUUACAAUUUAUGUCCGGUCAUGAUGGUUGUCAGCAUAAAAACGAUUGGUGGUCAAAUACACGCAUCCUGUACUCAACUAACAUACCUUCCCAACUUCCCAUCACUGAUAUUGCAAUUCGAGAUGUCGGGAGACCUGGACAAUUUAUUGAUGUGCACAUUGGACGAGUUUGCUUUCUUUAAUUUUCGAAGAAUGGAGUGAUUGGUGGAAAUGCGAAAUGAAUCAAGACGCUUGAGUAAGUCAACGAAAAGGAGCUGCGUUGAUCAGAAUUGGUUAAUUGAUUGGGUAUAAUUAUGCAACUCUAUUCGUAGAAGGAAAAAAAUUUCGAGAGACAAAAAAUAUUCGGUUUGUUGAAUUUUUACCACGAAUAGAUUUUCAGAAUUUUAUUGACAACUGAUUGAAAAAAAUAUUCGUUUGAAAUGCUUCGAAAUGUAAUAAUUUAUGAAAUAGAAAAUGUUAGAUAAUAUCACAACAAUUUAUGCAUCCUGAAUUAUUGUUGCUUAAAUUUUCAAAUUAGAUACCUGUAAGCUAUAGGUGUAGCAUUAAGAGUUAACAGUACUUAAGCUACCAUUUGAAAAAUGUUAAUAAAAUUAACAAAAUGUGUACUUGCAUAAUAUAGAAUAAUAAUUCAGAAGGGGUAUAAUAAAAUUAUGUAUCUCUAUUGAGAGAAUGAAAAAAAAAUUUCGAGAGGCAACUUUUCUGUUUCCGAAAUUAAUUUGCAUUUGAAAGUUUUUUCCACAACUAGAUUUUCAGGAUUUUAUAAAAGCAUUCGUUUGAACUGUUUCGAAAUGUAACAAUUUAUGAAAUAAAAAAUUUUCUAAUAUU